AUACCCCUCACGCCCACCGGCGUUACGGGGCGUUUAACGCCCCGGGGGCGUGAAACACCGCCCCCCGCCGGCGUGAAACGGGCGUGAGGGCGCCUGCGUCAUUCGUUUGACGCGGCGUGACUCUUGCGCGGCUCCCUCCUAACAGCUAAAAAAGCCGUUGCAGCCCACAUUUCAAAAAAAAAAAUUUCCUAUAAAUUCAACCCCCCAACCAAUCUCUCACACCUUCUCUUCAAUCUCUUCCUCUUUCUUAUUUUUAAAUUUCAAAAUUCAAACCCCCCCUCCCAAUUUUCAACAUGAAUCCUUCCGGCUCCGGCUUCUUUCCCGACGAUCUCCCGCCCGUCGACGCCGCGAUGUGGUAUUACCAAGAGUUGGGCGAUCGACCGCCGAUGUACGACACGCAACAGUCGGGGUACGUCGACCGAGAUUCGGUUCCGGAGACUCAACCGGAACCGUCCGGAUCGAAAAAAAUUUACGAGGGAUGCUCCCGGUCCCGGAGGAGCGGCACGAACGACGCCGAUGUUCUCCGGCUUGCCACGACCCGGUAUCAAGACGACGGGAACCAAGGCAAGGUGCCCAUCGAUCUUUGGAGGAUUUUGAGUCGUUCCCCGAAGUGGCAACAACUCAACAAUCCCGACGGCGGAUCGUUCCGGAAAAGAUCCACCGUCGACGCCGAGGUUGAGGUCGACGAGACUAUCGGUUCUAGCAAUCAAAUCCCUCCCUUCAACGUUGCGGAUUCCGAUGACGAGGACCCCAUUCCACGGCCGAUCGGAAGAAAGAAGGCAAAAUCCAUUGCCUCGGGUUUGGGAGGGUCCGCCUCUAUUUCCGCUUCUCCCCGCGACGAAAUCGGCCGGGCAAUGAUUGAACAACUUCGGGCGUUCAAUCUCCAAGAACAAGAGAGGUUGAAGCUAAAGGAGAAGGAGUUGAAGCUAAAGGAGCAUGAGGCUGAGAUGAAAGUCAUGCAAACCGACCUCGGGACGUUGUCGGAGUUUGGACGAAUGAUCUAUGAGCAAAGAAUGAGAGAGAUCAAGGAGAAAUAUAAUUUACCUUAGUUUUUUUAUUAAUGCUUCAAUUUCAAGGGCUAUAACUAGUUUUCAGAAACAAUAUAUGCACAAAAUCAAAAUUGAACAAGUAGUAAUAAUAUUCAAUAUAAUGUGGGAGAAAAAAAAAGAAUUAAAAAGCAGAGUAAUUGUUCAAAGAUGUACAUACACACUAUUCCUUUUGAUGAUCUGAGGAGGAGAGAAAUUAUAAAAAAGAAGACUUUUAACUGCAAGAAAAAACCCAUCUUCUUCUUGCUCAUAUGCCUACUUAGUUCUCUGAUCUUCUGCAACACCGUCUGCAGAUCUGUGAUCCUGGCAAAUUUAUUUUCAGUUUCUUGAAUUUGACCCUUUUUUUCUUAGAUGGAGAUCAAGAGUAAAUGGGUGAGAGAAAUGAUGAACAGGUGAGGCAAAGAGGGGUUGGGGAAUUGGG
Messenger RNA from Cuscuta campestris, 1467 nucleotides. Lineage: Eukaryota; Viridiplantae; Streptophyta; Magnoliopsida; Solanales; Convolvulaceae. The record is from the annotation of a GenBank genome assembly.